AAAAAAACAAUUUAAAUGUUGAAUGAGUAGACACAACAGAAUAAUAGAUGUGAGUCACAGAAGGGAAGGGUUGUUGUAAAUUUGUAGUUGCCUUUUGUGUUGUUUGGGUUUAGGGUGUGACAGAAGACACGAUGGACUUACUAGAACUAUGGGCAAUUUUCGGCCCCGGCGUCGCCGGCGCUGUCUUCGGCGCCGGUUGGUGGAUCUGGCUUGACGCCGUCGUCUGCAGUUCAACCACCGUUCCCUUCCUUCACUACCUCCCUGGAAUUUUCGCAUCUCUUGCGGCUUUGAUGUUCAAUUGCGUCAGAAAAGAAGACAUUGAUUACUCUCCCUACGAUGAAGGCGAGUGGAGACUGAAGCUGUGGCUCUUCAUUGCAUAUGUUGUAUCCUUUGUUUCUUUAGCUGGAUCAGCGGGUCUACUGAUCCAAGAUUCACUUGAUAAAUCUGCCCCAUCAGUGUGGACUGGAGUUGCAGGUGUUUUGCAGGGUGUUUUAGUCUUGAUCAGUGGACUGAUUUAUUGGACUUCUCAUCCUGAAUAAGGCCAACCGGUAAGGCGAGAUCUGAGUUGAAGCUUUAAAUUACGCCAGGUUAUGUCUUCCCAUGUAUGUAUCAUUUUGUUUGAUGUGAUGGGAAAUAGUUGGCUUCAUGUAAAUCAGCAAAUGUAAAUUGUGCAGACAACCUUGAGCCUCUGGGUAGAUUCAUAUUACUUGUUUCAUAAAUCAAGAUCUGUCAACGGAAGUAAUUUCACGUGGUAUCUGUUAUGACUUA
This is a messenger RNA of Lotus japonicus, 768 nucleotides long. RefSeq lists its product as uncharacterized. The transcript has 4 exons. The coding region runs from base 132 to 539 and encodes 135 amino acids. The record is from RefSeq and is a predicted model, not a curated record. Gene Ontology annotation, biological process: protein targeting to vacuole; late endosome to vacuole transport via multivesicular body sorting pathway. Lineage: Eukaryota; Viridiplantae; Streptophyta; Magnoliopsida; Fabales; Fabaceae.